Molecule: messenger RNA, 510 nt
Organism: Papaver somniferum (opium poppy)
Lineage: Eukaryota; Viridiplantae; Streptophyta; Magnoliopsida; Ranunculales; Papaveraceae
Exons: 1
Coding region: 1-510 (169 amino acids)
Source: RefSeq, a predicted model, not a curated record
AUGAUACUAGUGGACAGUGGGAGUUCAUUCGAAGUCCUCUUCUAUGACACGUUCAAGAGGAUGGAGCUAUCUGAUGACAUCCUAAUUCCUUUAACCUAUCGGGUCUAUGGAUUUAAUGGGAUAGUAACCGUACCAAAGGGAGAAGUCACGCUCAGAGUCUCAGAUGGAGAGGGAUACUUGGAUACACUUAUCACCUUCUAUGUUGUAGAUGUAGUAUCACCAUAUGAGGCGAUUAUCGGCAGACCUUGGAUCGCAGGCAUUAAAGAGGUAGCUUCUGCCUACCAUCAAAGGUUAAGGUUCCCUUCGUAUCGGGAAGUCGUUGAAGUGAUAGGCGAUCCCCAGGCCGCAAGACAAUGUAUGCAGCUGGAUAUUCAACAAAAUGAAGAAAGACGAUCAAGACAGCUACGCGAAAAGAAUAAAGCAAAGGAAAUCAAGGCGGGGGAAGAACUAGAGAAAGUAAUUUUGCAAGCAGUCAUGGCCUAUGAAGCAGGCGAGAAAGAGAUCUUAUAG